AUGAAACAGGAGUACCAGGAUCUGGUCCUGCAGGCGUGUGGUGCCUCGUCCCUGCGUGUGGGGGCAACAAUCCAGAGCCUGUGGAGUGGUUACGGGCAGAUCGUCCGGCUGCACUUGCAGGGCUGCGACCGUCCCUCUGUGGUGGUGAAGCAUGUGAAGUUUCCAGACGGCGCUGAGCAUCCUGGAGGCUGCAACACAGACCGCUCCCACGCGCGGAAGGUGAGAUCGUAUCACGUGGAGACGCACUGGUACCAGAACUACUCCACCAAUCAGAGCUGCCGCAUCCCAGAAUGCCUGGCUGCCUCCUCACAUGGAGACGAGAUGCUGAUCGUGCUGGAGGAUCUGGAUGUAGCUGGUUACGAUCAAAGGAGAGCGAGUGUGACGGACCGGGAGCUGAGGACCUGCCUCCGCUGGCUCGCCAACUUCCAUGCGCUGUUCCUGGGUGUGGCGCCAGAGGGGCUGUGGCCCGUGGGCACCUACUGGCACCUGGACACGCGUCCAGAUGAGCUGGAGGCCGUGGAGGACGCCAGACUCAAGGCAGCAGCCGGCGACAUCGACCGGGUACUCAGCGAGUGCCGCUUCAAGACCGUGGUUCACGGCGACGCCAAGUUGGCCAACUUCUGCUUCUCCACGGCCGGACAGGACGUGGCGGCGGUGGACUUCCAGUACGUUGGCGGCGGCUGUGGGAUGAAGGACGUGGUGUAUUUUUUAGGGAGCUGCAUGGAGGAAAAGCAGUGUGAAAAGAGGGUCCCGGCGCUACUGGACCACUACUUCACUGAACUGAAGUCAUGUGUGAAGAGGGACGUGGACUUCGCGGCCCUGGAGACAGAGUGGAGGGAGAUGUUUGCCUUCGCAUGGACGGACUUCCACCGCUUCCUGCUGGGCUGGAUGCCCGGACACUGGAAGGUCAACCGCUACAGUAAACACUUGACCGAGGAGGUUCUGCACAAACUGAAACACAUGUGAUUAGAUGCGAGCAUGUGGGUGAAAGAGGAACUGCACAUUCAUCUGCACAACCAUCUAUUAUCUAUGUUAUUUAGUUUAAUUAGAGGAGACACUUCAUGUUUAAAUCUUUAUUAGACCUCUUAAAGCUCUGUUAUACCCUGAAUGAAUAAAGAAUGUCUGACUUCACUCCAGGACAUCUUCAAGUUGAAUACUGACACACUGGACUUAACAUACAUAACACAUUUACCACAGAACCCGCGUUCUCGCGCCGCUCAUUACUGAAAAUAGACUGCACCACUUUCAGCUGGAGCUAAUGUCAUGAGAGCAUUAACAGGCUACUUUGUUUAAAUCUGCUGUCAACAACCUUGAACAAACUCAACACAACGAUAACUAAGACACAGUUCACACAUUUAGAACAUAAAUGGAGUUUUCAAACCUGUAAUGGGAUUAAAUGGAAAGAGGGAAAACCUCUUACCUGACUGACCUUCGAAUCAGUUUAGAUCUUUCUGUUGGUUUGCAUCACAAGUCCUUAGUUUUUCUUUUAACGUAUUAACGUAAAAUAUUUAUCGUUUUCUUACAUAUAUGAAUGAAAAGUGUUGUGCUAUUUUUAUACUUUACAUGUACAUUUCACUAUUCCACUAUUGUUAAACCCUGUUCUUUCACUUCUGCUACUGAAUUCAGUGUCUCUUACUGUACUUUCAUGAUUGCGAAGCCUGACCCGACCCAUGACUGUGUCUUACUGUACAAAGCCUGUGUAAAAACUUGGUAAAUGUCCAUAAAAGGAUUUAUAUAAAAUAGAGCAGGAUAAAUUAACAGCUGUUCUUUAAUACAGUAAUCACUUUAUACAAUAUGUUAAGGGAUUAAUGCUGCACAAUUAAACAGUCAUUGGUUUAUAUAAUGUAUUAAGUGUUUAAUAACUUUGUGCAGCCUUGACUUAACUGAGGAGGUGUGUGUCGUAUUCGUACAUUAUUUUUAAUGUGACACAACUCAGGAAGCUUAAAUUUGCAUGAAUUCACAGAUGGUGGUGUGACUCUUGUGCUCUUGUGAAGCAUAAACAGGACAGAGGCUCUGAGAAAACAGUAAUGCUGGCUUAUCACCUAAAAGAACAUUUCACUGGUUUUCAGUGUGUAUUUCCUGUGUCACUACAACGUUCAAACUCAGGGAUCGACAGUGAUGGGUUAUAAAGCGCUGAUGAUUCUGAGGAUGAGACGCCGAAAGCAUAUAAUGAAGCAUGUUCUCUGCCCUCACCUUGUUAAAACUGCAACAGGAAGUAGACAAAUAAAUUGUGUUUACAUGAACGGUACAUGAAAUGCAUUUAUUAAUAAAACACUUCCCAUGAUUUCAUAAAUUUCUUAUAUCGUUGAGAAAUUAACCUUUUUGUCUUUAGGACUUUAGAAAGUGUUGUCUUGCUGUAACUAGUUUUUAGUUGUGUAGGCCACUUCCUCAGCAAAUCUAUCAUGUUCUCUAAACCACUAAGCUACUGCAAAUAAACUUUGCACAGUAUCAGUUCUGCUUGAACACUAAAAAUAUGCACCGUUCUAACAAAGAAAUCAAAUAAAGACAGGUUGUGAUGGGUGA
Betta splendens (Siamese fighting fish) is the source of this 2523-nucleotide messenger RNA. RefSeq names its product protein kinase-like domain containing (gene pkdc). Bases 1 to 966 code for a protein of 321 amino acids. The record is from RefSeq and is a predicted model, not a curated record. Lineage: Eukaryota; Metazoa; Chordata; Actinopteri; Anabantiformes; Osphronemidae. The transcript is spliced from 2 exons.